AUGAUGAAAAUUUCAUUGUUAAUUACAUUAUUAUUAUCGCUGUCAACUGUUUGCACAAUAUUGGACACUUCACAAGUCAUAUUUUGGUUGACCAGUAAAUUGGAAAAUAUCGAAUGGCGAAGAGGUUGCUUAACAACAGCUGGUUGUGCACAACCACGAUUUCAACUAUCACUUUUAAAUGCUAUCACCAAUGAAAAAUUAUCAAAAAGUUGGCUUAUUACACCAAAACUUAUGCAGGAAAGGCAACGUAUAUAUGUAACACAUUGGAGUGACGGUAAUCCGAGUGAUAUUCAAAUUUCAUGUGAAGUUAUAGGUGUGGAUCCAACAUAUGGAUUUCCAAGAAUCUGCGAUUCAUCCACUUCAGUUAACAUUUAUCAAGAUGAAGAGAAAAAGUUGCAAAAAAGAUCUGAUACAGUAUCAGCGGAUGUUGAUGGUAAAAUUAUCAUCAAAUUAGCAGCUCGAUGUUUUAACAGUACGAUAAUUAUUGAAAAACAUGAAGAACGUUGUCCGUGGUGUAUUGAAUAUAGUGAUGAUACGGUAAUCAAUCAACAGUAUCCGGAAGAUUUAAAAUCUGGUUUUGUGCAAUUUAUUGGAAAUGAAAGCCAUUUGAAUAUUUUAUUGGCAGCAUUUGCAUUGACAACAGCGCUAAGUAGUGCACUUUGCGCAUUCAUCCUCUAUCUUUAUGUUCGACAGAAGAAAAGUAGAGAUUUAUCAGCCAGAAAAUGUCAACCAUACGGUGCAUCGAGUAUAAUGCAUAUUGAUUCAUCUAAUUGUUCAGCUCAAAGUACCAGAUAUGAUAUCCCGUGGGAUCGCAAAUAUCGCCCGUUACCGCGAUGGACAAGCUCCAGAAGUAAUUCUAGUGGUGCAUCACCGCCAGACACAUCUUCCACAUUUACCACAUCAUCGCAACAUUCAAAACCAACAAAAGUUAUCGUUGGAAGUACAUUGCAUCAAAUAGAUUCGCCAAAUUCGUUUAUUUACGAAAGGCCUGAAGAAAGUAGUUUGGAAUGUGUAUAA
Cercopithifilaria johnstoni is the source of this 1017-nucleotide messenger RNA. NCBI's taxonomy places the organism in Eukaryota, Metazoa, Nematoda, Chromadorea, Rhabditida, Onchocercidae. The record is from the annotation of a GenBank genome assembly.